Danio aesculapii is the source of this 2320-nucleotide messenger RNA. RefSeq names its product mitochondrial intermediate peptidase b (gene mipepb). Gene Ontology annotation, cellular component: mitochondrion. The record is from RefSeq and is a predicted model, not a curated record. NCBI's taxonomy places the organism in Eukaryota, Metazoa, Chordata, Actinopteri, Cypriniformes, Danionidae. Gene Ontology annotation, molecular function: metalloendopeptidase activity. The transcript has 19 exons. Gene Ontology annotation, biological process: peptide metabolic process. Bases 167 to 2209 code for a protein of 680 amino acids.
UUUUUUGGAUGAGAGGUCAAAUCCACUGCUGAGCUCCGUAGAUUAGCGAAUUGGGCAACUUUAGUUAGUUAUGUUUACAUAAUAGUUUGCAAGAGGCUGUUUCUGAGCGCAGUUUCUCACGAGCUGCUGCUGUAAUGUUUGUUAGUGUUGACUGUGAUGAUCAGUGAUGCGCUGCGUGCACGCGCUCUACAGACGCAGCGUCAACACCUGGUCUGCUGUUGGAGCUGCGUUCAAUGUUCAGCACCAGCGACUGGAACAUUUGCAGAAAAAUGUGGGUCUGUUUGGCGUGUCGGAGCUCAGCGCUCCUGCCGGUUUUCAGGUGGCUCAACAUCAGGCGCUCCGGGAAGCAGAGUUUCUAGUCCACAGGGUUUGUUCUCAUCCUCCCGGCGCCGUCACUGUGGACACUUUCGACCAGCUCUCUGACAGCUUAUGCAGAGUAGCAGACCUGGCAGAUUUCAUCAAAGUGGCUCAUCCGGACGCUGCUUAUCGGGAGGCAGCGGAGAAAACCUGCGUUGACAUCGGAACUGUUGUGGAAAAGCUUAACACAAAUGUCGAUUUGUGUCAGAGUCUGAAGAAUCUGCUUGAAAAUAAGGCUGUUUUGGACACAUUGAACCCAGACACAAGAAGAGUGGCGGAGCUGUUCCUGUUUGAUUUUGAGAUAAGUGGAAUACAUCUGGAUGAAACAAAGAGGAGCAAGGCUGUCGCUCUUAAUGUGAAGCUGCUGGAUCUUUAUCAUGAGUUUCUGAGUGGCUCUCAGCUCCCAAACACAGUCGAGAAGCGAUUUCUACCAGAACAUAUUCGCCAUUUCUUCUCUAUAGACGGAAACCUGAUUCAGAUUGGAGGGUUGCACGCUGACUCUCCUAAUGAACUGGUGCGGGAAGCUGCAUAUAAAAUCUUUCUGUACCCCAACACUAGUCUCUUGUUUUGUCUGGAUGAGCUUUUGGCUUGUAGACAUGAGCUGGCUACAUUAGUGGGCUAUGAUUCCUAUGCACACAGGGCUUUGAAAGGGACCAUGGCCAAAACCCCAGAAACCGUGAUGAAAUUUUUGAAGCUGCUAACAGAAAAACUAUCCGACAGAACAUCGAAGGAUUUCAAAAUGAUGAAAGAAAUGAAGACGACGCACUCAACAAAUCCUGAAGUGAUGCCUUGGGAUCAUGCGUACCUCAGCGGUGUUAGUCGAACUGAAAAGUUUGAAAUUGAUCCCAGCGUCUACAGCCCGUAUUUCUCUCUUGGUGCCUGUAUGGAGGGACUCAACCACCUCUUCACAAAGCUUCUGGGGGUUUCUUUCCAAACAGAGCAACCGAAGAUGGGCGAAGUGUGGAGCGAAGAUGUUCGAAAGCUGGCCGUGGUUCAUGAAACAGAAGGACUGCUGGGAUACAUCUAUUGUGAUUUCUUCCGUAGAUCUGAUAAACCUCACCAGGACUGUCACUUCACCAUCCGCGGCGGGCGUCUGAGGGAGGAUGGAGUUUACCAGCUGCCUGUUGUGGUGCUGAUGUUAAGUUUACCUCCACCCAGCAGCAGAAGCCCAUGUCUGCUCACACCCUCCAUGAUGGAGAACCUUUUCCAUGAGAUGGGACACGCCAUGCACUCCAUGCUUGGCAGAACACGCUAUCAACACGUCACAGGAACCAGGUGUGCCACAGACUUUGCUGAAGUCCCUUCUGUUCUGAUGGAGUAUUUCGCUUCAGAUUAUCGAGUUGUGAGCCAGUUUGCUCGACAUUAUCAAACUGGAGAGCCCCUUCCUGAAAGCCUUGUGUCCCGUUUGUGUGAAUCUAAGAGAGUUUGCGGUGCUGCUGACACUCAGCUCCAGAUUUUCUAUGCAGCUUUGGAUCAGGUUUAUCAUGGAAAACCACAAUACAGAUCAACCACUGACAUCCUCAGAGAACUGCAGGAGAAAUUUUACGGGUUACCAUACGUUUAUAACACUGCCUGGCAGCUGAGAUUCAGUCACCUGGUUGGUUAUGGUGCUAAAUAUUACUCCUACCUCAUGUCCAGAGCGGUCGCGUCGAUGGUGUGGAGACAGUGUUUUCUUCAGGAUCCCUUCAGCAGAGUGAUGGGAGAGCGAUAUCGCAGAGAGAUGUUGGCUCAUGGUGGAAGUAAAGAACCUAUGCUGAUGGUCCAAGGAAUGCUACAGAAGACUCCUACCAUUGAAGACUUUGUUGACGCGCUAGUGCUGGAUCUCGACGUUAAUGUGAAGUCCCCAGUUUAGCAGAUCAUCAUGAAGAUUCUCAGAUUAUUCGGUCUCAAAUACUGAAUAUCCCAUUAUUUUCCAACGUCUUGCUGCCUUUAAAGCCUUAUUAAAAUGUGAAGAGAACAUGAA